AUGAACUUCGACUUCCACGCUCCAGCCGGGGGAGAAACCGCGUUGUUGGAGCAGUUCGUCUUCGACAACGGCGACCGCUAUUUUACCACUUCUUCUGCCGCACCGUCUCAGGACCUUACUACGACAGCUCUGGCCACCAUGUCGCAAGCAAGCCGCCAGAGCCUCAGCCCGGACACAACCUGGCUGCCGCUCGAUCUAACCGGCAACAUCGGCGCCCCUAUCUCCGUUCACUCGCCGACCAGCUCAAGCAGCAGUUCCAGCAGUUCCGGGAGCAGCAGCGGCAGCAUUCCCUCAACCCCCAAUGAGCACCACCAGAACCCCGAGUCGCCUGUUCAUCGCGGCAGCGCCAUUUCCAGCCCUCUCCAGCAACAGCAGCAGCAGCAGCAGCAGCAGCAACAGCAGCAACAGCAACAGCAACAGCAGACCUCGCCGUUCCAAACGACAGCUCCGACGCCGGCAACGGCCUUGAUUUCGGACUGGUCUCCUCUCUCGCUCCAGCAGCCGACACCCGAUCUUGCCCCUUUCCUCCCAGAGCAUGCCCUAAUCAACUUUGCCCCGUAUGCCGUGGCCAACUUGCCCCCUACGACGCUGGACUACCUCCCGGCGACCACCCAGGCCACGCUAGAGGCCGGCCUGCAGCUGGGCCCUGCCUUCAGUCCUGUGUCUCCGGUUGAGAACAUCACCCGUGUAAUGCCGUGGGCGACGCGGAUGCCGGGUAACUGGCAAGAUUUUGACCAGCUCAACUUCCAGGCCGAUGGGCUGCCCCGCGUCACGCAGACCAUCGUUCCCCACUCCCCGACCGGCUCGUUUCUGUCGAUCGGUUCGAGCAGCGACAACGGAUGGACGACCAUUGACAUGUACUCCGGCGUUGACGCCUUUCAAUCGUCGCCUACGCACUCGGCAGGCCACAGCCCCGCCAUCUUCAACCCUAGCCAGACGCUUCAUAUUCGCACCAAUUCGGAUGUCUCGGACAUCAACUCGCUCGAUUUUUACGAGGACAUCAACUUCUCGUCUCCCUAUUCUCCUGAAUCGGAUGGCUUUGUGGAGGUGUCUCGGAAUGGCGCCGAUCAAGUUUCUCCCGCUUCUACGGAGCUUGUGAGCCCCACGGCCACUGUGGCUUCGCUACCGAUCAAGGCCUCUGCGACCGCGUCGAUCAACAGGCCGCUGGUCGGGAGCGGCGCAAGCGGAUCUGGCAUGGCCUCCCCUCCAGAGCGUCGCAACUCGGGUGCGCGCAAGAGUCCGACCAUCGCCAAGACUACCAAGUCGGUCAUCCGCAGGCCGUCGACCGGCAAGAAGGACGGUACCGGCGAGAAGAAGGUGGGCAGGAGGCGCGGUCCUCUGUUGCCGGAGCAGCGCAAGCAGGCCAGCGAGAUCCGCAAGCUGCGGGCAUGCCUUCGCUGCAAGUUCCUCAAGAAGACGUGUGACAAGGGCGAGCCUUGCGCUGGCUGCCAACCUUCUCAUGCUCGCUUGUGGCAGGUCCCUUGCACGCGUAUCGACAUCAAGGAUAUUGCCUACUUCAUGAAGGACUGGAAGGCAGACUACGAACGCCAUGUCAACCCGAGCGUCACGGUUUACAAUGUCAAGGGCUAUUCGCAAAAGGAGACGCUCAUGUGGAUCACUCACGGCUAUGGCUUCUGCUUGCCGGUCAUGGUCCGCGAGGUCUAUGUUGUCGACGACAGCUGCUUCCAGGUCGACUGGGUCGAGUCAUCAAUACCGAACCAGGAGCCCAUUGAGCUGUAUACCCGCACGGAGCAGCUCGACGUUGGUCAAGAGGGCAUCUCACGCCAGAUGCUCAACGAAUACAUCGACAAGCACGUCGACCAGGGCUUCGAGCAGUUCAUCGACGACCACUUUGAGGGCACUCCCUUCAUCACCGAGCUGUUCAAGACGGCCUACCGCUUCUAUACGAAGACGCAGCUGCCCGUCAUCCGUACGGCGCUCAAGCUGGUUGUGGCUUACAACCUGACCAUGCAUAUCACAAUGGUCGAGCAGCCGCCGACCGACCAGCCCAUGAAGGGCCACAUCGACGACGAGGAUUCCAAAUUCUACGGCCGCACCGUAGCCCCACUGCUUGUCAACUUCCAGAUCAAGUGCGCCAUGGCCGAGCUCUGGCGCGAUCUGCAGAAGGAGGUGCUUGAGCAGCUCUCGCAGCUCUACUCGAGCGUUUAUUCUGGCGAGCGUCUCAAGAACUGGCCCACAAUCUUCAUGCUGGCCUCCAUCCUGCUUGCCGUAUGGGAGGAGAUGCAGUUCGACUGCCACUACCGCGUGCCCGACCCUGCGGCCGUCGAGAAGUUCUGCCGCGAUAUGGAGACCGUGCCCGUCGGCGUCAUCGUCGGCCUCUUCCAUGCCAUCUCGCAGAAGCUGCCCGCCUUCACUGAGUGGGAUACUCGCCGCCACGGCCAGGUUCUUAACAACAACCCAGCUGUGUGCGAGGCUAUGACCGAGGUUCGCCAGCAUGUCCUCAAGCACGAGGCUUAUCUGCGCACACGCGCCGACGCCAAGUUCAAUCGUCUCGACUUCGAUUCACUCGCCAACAAGUUCUUGUCGAAGCUUGUCAUCCGGUCGAAUUAA
Molecule: messenger RNA, 2571 nt
Organism: Thermochaetoides thermophila DSM 1495
Lineage: Eukaryota; Fungi; Ascomycota; Sordariomycetes; Sordariales; Chaetomiaceae
Exons: 2
Coding region: 1-2571 (856 amino acids)
Biological process (GO): regulation of DNA-templated transcription
Molecular function (GO): DNA-binding transcription factor activity, RNA polymerase II-specific; zinc ion binding
Source: RefSeq, a predicted model, not a curated record